AUGUUAGCGGUGGGGCAGAUGGACGCUAACCGGCAGAGUGCGUUCGUCUUGGGCAGCACCCCGCUGGCGGCGUUGCACAACAUGACCGAGAUGAAGACGUCUCUGUUCCCGUACACGCUGCAGCAGAGCCCGGCGGGCUUCAAGGCGCCCCCGCUCUCCAACAUCAGCUCCCAGAUCGCCGGAGGCACCCCGCACGGCAUCAGUGACAUCCUGGGCCGACCCAUCACCACCGCGGGCCAGCUGCUCUCGGGCUUUCCCCGGAUAAACGGCCUGGCCACCACCGCUGCCGCUGCAGCCGCCGGGAUGUACUUCAGCCCCGCCGUGUCUCGGUAUCCCAAACCGCUGGCGGAGCUCCCGGGCAGGGCUCCCAUCUUCUGGCCCGGAGUGAUGCAGGGAUCACCCUGGAGAGAUCCAAGAGUCCCCCUGCUCUGCUCCACAGCUCAGGCGAACCUCAUGUUGGAUAAGGACGGGAAGAAGAAACACUCCAGACCCACGUUCUCGGGCCAGCAGAUCUUCGCUCUGGAGAAAACCUUCGAACAGACCAAGUACCUGGCAGGACCCGAGCGAGCCCGGCUGGCCUACAGCCUGGGCAUGACCGAGAGCCAAGUCAAGGUUUGGUUCCAGAACAGAAGGACCAAAUGGCGAAAGAGGCACGCGGCGGAAAUGGCCACGGCCAAAAAGAAGCACGACUCAGAGACGGAGAAGAUGAAGGAAAGCUCGGACAACGAGGAGGACGACGAAUACAACAAACCUCUGGACCCGAACUCAGACGACGAGAAAAUCACGAGACUUUUGAAAAAGCACAAGGCCACGAACCUGGCGCUGCUGAGCCCGUGCAGUAACAGCUCGGACACUUUGUGA
Messenger RNA from Boleophthalmus pectinirostris (great blue-spotted mudskipper), 861 nucleotides. RefSeq names its product NK6 homeobox 2 (gene nkx6-2). Gene Ontology annotation, biological process: cell differentiation; regulation of transcription by RNA polymerase II. The record is from RefSeq and is a predicted model, not a curated record. Gene Ontology annotation, cellular component: nucleus. Gene Ontology annotation, molecular function: DNA-binding transcription factor activity, RNA polymerase II-specific; RNA polymerase II cis-regulatory region sequence-specific DNA binding. NCBI's taxonomy places the organism in Eukaryota, Metazoa, Chordata, Actinopteri, Gobiiformes, Gobiidae. The transcript is spliced from 3 exons. Bases 1 to 861 code for a protein of 286 amino acids.